Molecule: messenger RNA, 558 nt
Organism: Rhinopithecus roxellana (golden snub-nosed monkey)
Lineage: Eukaryota; Metazoa; Chordata; Mammalia; Primates; Cercopithecidae
Product: basic salivary proline-rich protein 1
Exons: 4
Coding region: 1-558 (185 amino acids)
Source: RefSeq, a predicted model, not a curated record
AUGCUGUUGAUUCUGCUGUCAGUGGCCCUGCUGGCCCUGAGCUCAGCUCAGAACUUAAAUGAAGAUGUCAGCCAGGAAGAAUCUCCCUCCCUAAUAUCAGAACAUCAACAAGGACAACCCCAAAAAGGACAACCCCAACAAGGAGGCAAGAAUCCCCAAGGUCCCCAGUCUCCUCCAGGAAAUGCACAAGGACCACCCCAACAAGGAGGCAAUGAAGCUCAAGGUCCCUCACCUCAAGGAAAGCCACAAGGACCACCCCAACAAGGAGACAAGAAAUCUCAAGGUCCCUCACCUCCAGGAAGGCAACAAGGACCACCCCAACAAGGAGGCAACAGACCUCAAGGUCCCUCACCUCCAGGAAGGCAACAAGGACCACCCCAACAAGGAGGCAACAGACCUCAAGGUCCCUCACCUCCAGGAAGGCAACAAGGACCAGCCCAACAAGGAGGCAAUUCCCAGCAGGCUGGGCCACCUCCUGCUGGAAACCCCCAGGGCCCACCAUCCUCUCCUCAAGGGGGCAGACCCGCCGGACCUCCCCAGGGACAGUCUCCCCAGUAA